Molecule: messenger RNA, 1146 nt
Organism: Naumovozyma dairenensis CBS 421
Lineage: Eukaryota; Fungi; Ascomycota; Saccharomycetes; Saccharomycetales; Saccharomycetaceae
Product: gag protein
Exons: 1
Coding region: 1-1146 (381 amino acids)
Source: RefSeq, a predicted model, not a curated record
AUGACUUAUUUCCAACAUGGCGACCCCAGUGAGGGUUCUCAAAAGAAUGGAGACAUUGACUCAUUGAAACAAUUAAUCAAAGUUCUAGAUGAAUCCAAAAAGGAAUCUAGAACACAACUAACAAAAAUUUUAUCAAACAUUAAAGAUACAGAACGUUUCACCAAAAUCAAACAAGUUCAGUUUGAAUUACAACAGAUUGAAUCGAUGGCAGAAUAUCAUGCCGCAUCAUUAAUUAAAUUAGAAAAAAGAUUAUCAAGACUAACAUUGUCUGAUAACAAUAACACAACUGGAGAAAAAACUAAUAACAAGGAAAACAAAGUUAAUACAAAUGUUUUAAAAAAUACUCCAAAGAACAACGUAUUGGAAUACAACCCUCCAGAACCAACUCUUUUGCUGUCAAACAAUGAUUCAAGAGGUAAGUUCUAUGAGGUUAGGACAAGUAAUGGAAAAGAAGUACGCUUCUAUUAUGAAGAUCCCUCUGCUCAACUAAGCGAAAAAUUGGAAGAACUAAGUACUUUCCCGAAAUGGUGUGAUAAUCUAUCAAGUCUAUGUAAUAUAUGGCACUUAGAUAAUAUCACAAAAGGUGAAGCUAUCACAGAAGGUGAAGAGGUGAUAUUAAGGAAAGUCAUUCAAAACUCAUUAGGAAAAAAACUUUACAGUUUUGGUAAACUAGGAUCAACGGCAACCGAAAUAUUUCUAGAACUAGAAAAUGUAACAAAGAAAAAAUUCCCAGGAGUCACUAAAGACAAAAUGUGGAAAAAGAUAUUAAUUGACAAAUAUUGUUCUAACACAAAUGAAAUUAGACAUGUGUUAGACAAUAUCAUUUUACUGGAAAUUUAUACAGAAGAUCCAGAAAAUGCCAAACCACUGGACAAUAAGUUUAUCAAUAUGAAAAUUUAUAAAUGUCUAAGUAACGACCUUAGAACUUCAUUGAUGAACUCUGCGAUGGGACUAGAAGAGCUAUUGAACAAAUCACCAAGAGAGAUGAUCACUGUAAUCAUAGCAAACAUUAACCUAAUCAAAGAGCUCGCGGAGGUCUAUGAGGAAGACGAAAAACCAUGUCAGACGUGUACCUCUUUACUUCGUGGUUAUUGGAACUGUCCAUUAAAGAAAGUAACUGAUCUUAGGCAAGGUACAGGAAAUUGA